Macrobrachium nipponense is the source of this 621-nucleotide messenger RNA. RefSeq lists its product as uncharacterized. NCBI's taxonomy places the organism in Eukaryota, Metazoa, Arthropoda, Malacostraca, Decapoda, Palaemonidae. Gene Ontology annotation, biological process: proteolysis. The coding region runs from base 1 to 621 and encodes 206 amino acids. Gene Ontology annotation, molecular function: aspartic-type endopeptidase activity. The transcript has a single exon. The record is from RefSeq and is a predicted model, not a curated record.
AUGGUAGCGGCAGUAACGAAGUCCCAACCCAGGGGCUUCUAUGUUCAGGACAGCAUCUCCGGCCUCAGGAUGCUGGUUGACACUGGUGACAAGCCGUCAUUGUUUCCGUCGUCUGCAGAGGAUUGCAGCCGCGCCCCCGAUGACCCGACCGUUCUCGUAGCUGCAAACGGGACCCCCAUCCGCACCUAUGGCACCAGGGCCCAGACCAUCGCAUUCCUGGGCAGGACCUACACCUGGCCCUUCGUCCUCGCUGACGUACGGAUCCCUCUCCUGGGAGCGGACUUCCUUGCCCACCAUGGCCUCUUGGUGGACAUGGCCUGCCAGUGCCUUCUCGAUACUGAGACCUGCCUCUCCCGCCCACUUGCCGGAGGACCAAGGGCGCCCACCAUCUGUUCUGACCUUCCCCACCACAGAUACGCCUUCCUUCUCCAGGAGUUUCUGGACGUCUUCCGCCUCGAGCUUGGCCAGGGGGCUGGGGCCGCACCCAAGCAUGGUGUCUUCCACCAUAUUGAGACCAAGGGCCCCCCGACACACGCCAAGUUCCGCCACCUCCUGCUGAAGCUCCUCCAGGAAGCCAUGACCGUGUUCAAAGAAAUGGAGAAGAUGGGGAUCUGUAAAUAG